Molecule: messenger RNA, 3191 nt
Organism: Archocentrus centrarchus (flier cichlid)
Lineage: Eukaryota; Metazoa; Chordata; Actinopteri; Cichliformes; Cichlidae
Product: zinc finger protein 2-like
Exons: 6
Coding region: 97-2187 (696 amino acids)
Biological process (GO): regulation of transcription by RNA polymerase II
Molecular function (GO): RNA polymerase II cis-regulatory region sequence-specific DNA binding; DNA-binding transcription factor activity
Source: RefSeq, a predicted model, not a curated record
UUAUGCACGCACCAAAACCGGAAACAGUCGCCCGUUGUAAACAAUGCUGUGAGUGUAGAGGUGUUUACUGUACACAUUAAUGCAGUGGUUGCGGUGAUGAAUGAAAUCGCGGCGGAGAGUUUGGCUGAAAUGUCUAAAGCCGAGGCACUGCGGGGGUUUGUUACCGAGAGACUCGAAGCCGCCUCCCGGGAGAUCUUAGCGGCUUUGGACAGACUGGUAGCUGGGUACGAGGAGGAGGCUUUGGGCUUCAGACAGGAGAUCGACCGACAGAGGAGACAGCUGGAGCUCCUGCCUCCUGAACCCACGCUAAGUACAGCCGGUUCAAAGCGCAGCAGGAGCUUCACCCCUGUUGAGGAAGAGGAGGGUGAAAAAGAGCAUCUGGGGAGCCCGGACAUAACUGGUUCAUUAAGGUCUUUAGUACGCCAGCGUCAGACUGAAAGAAGAAACCCGCCCAGACCUCAGAACCACAUAGACCUCAGGAUCAGCAUCGUGGAGGACUCUCAGACCAACCUGCUCCCAAAAAAUGUUCUGAAGAAAUGUCCGGUCCUGAAGCUGAAAUGUCCUCGUGGACAACAAGAAGCAGACUUCCUAGACCUGCUGAGAUCUGCCUGCCCUCAGCUGGCUGGAGACAACAAACCCUUUGACGUCUUAACGUUAGAUAAGAAGCGUAGAUUACAACCUCUGAAACUGGAGAUGCUGACGCCAGAGGAGAUCCAGAGAAACAUCACAGGAUGGGGAAGGUCCACAGUCUACAUUCGACUGAAGACUCAAGAGGUACAUCUGGCCAGAGAAGAAGACAUUCAUCAUCUCCAGACUAAAAACAUGUGCUCUGUUGUCUUGACUGCAGAUGAGACAAGCAAUCCUGCCCAAGAGGUUGAAGGCAGCAAAGUAGAAAUUUUGUCCAGCAGCUUAACUUCACAAGAAAACGACGUGGAAAUGAGAGAAGCUAAUAAUGAAGAACCAGCUCCAGACUUUAUAGCGUGCUCUGCAGCUGAAGGUAAAGAAGUCUUCAGCAACUGUGUCAAAAGGAAAGAAGAAAGAGAAGAAGGGAAUGACAAAUCCAAAAAUGACCGGAAGAAAUGGGCUUCUAAAAUGCAAUCCAGGAUGGCAAAAAAGCAAAAAGUCAGACAUCCCGGCACCAGUCGGACUAAGACUGAGAAAAGUGUUGCAAAUCUUUCUUGCAUGGUUUGUGGUGCUCUGCACAUAUCAGAAGUUAUGCUUGUAAAACAUGCCUGGAGUCACAGAGAUGACCCAGGAAGUGUGUGUGGAGUGUGCGGAGAGCACUCAGAGUCUGUGGAGGUCUUAAAGGAUCAUCUGCAAAGUCGACACAAAACUGAUGACUGCCACAUUUGUGGAGAGUCUUUCCUUAGUAAUCUUAGCCUCAAUGAACAUGUAGCCUCCCACUCAGGGGAGAGACCAUACGAAUGUGAUGUUUGCCAUAACGUAUUUGCACUGAAGGUUUCCCUUGAGGAUCAUCGGAAACUCCACGAGGAGGGCAAGCGAAACAAAUGUUACACCUGUCAUAAAGUGUUUGAACUCAAAGAGCAAUUAAAAGCUCACCGCAGGACUCACACCAACGGGAAAACACACCUCUGCGGUGUGUGCGGUAAAUCUCUCUGCGACUACAGAUCGUUAUCCCGCCACAAAAUGACCCAUUCUGGGGAAAGACCACACAGCUGUAAGAUUUGCGGUAGGCGUUUCAAACUUCCUGGGACUCUGAGACAACACGAGAAGAUUCACACAAACAGAGAGAGAUCGUACCUCUGUGACAUUUGCUGCAAAAUGUUCCUGACUAGUGCGCAGUUGGAGAUUCACAUGAGGACUCACACCAAUGAAAAACCGUAUCACUGCAGUGAAUGCGGCAAGGGAUUCAGCACCAAGGGCCCGUUGACGAUUCACAAGCGGGUCCACAGUGGUGAGACGCCCUACCACUGCCCGGACUGUGGCUGGUCCUUCAAACGCAAGACUAACCUUGACAACCACUUAGUGCUUCACUCAGGCGUCAAGCCCUUUGUCUGCGGGAUUUGUGGGAAAGCCUGUGCCCGUAAAGAGUACUUGACUGUUCACAUGAGGACCCACAAUGGAGAGAGACCAUACAAGUGUUCCCUCUGUGACAAAGCCUUUACUCAGAGCCACUGUCUAAAAACACACAUGAAGAGCCACCAGACAGCAGGAUCUGAAACAUAACAUGUAAAACCUGACAAAAUUCUGGUUUGACUGUUUAAUUUUUGAACAGAACAGUGAUAGUCAAAUUAUUGCCUUUAGCUUUAUUUGUUCAUUUAACCCUUUUACUUUGGGCAAUUGCUGCUGAAGCGCCGAUCCUAUUGGAAAAAUUCAAACGGUUCCUGAAAGCCCAGAAAUUGCACUUCACAGCCAUAUAGGUGAUAUUUGUUGCCGGAAGUCCGCACAUGGCGGCACUUUUGAAGUACGUUGUGCCACGGCCGAUGCAUUCGGAGUUAAAGGGUUAAAUUGUACAAUUACACUUUAGAUGUGUACAUAUACAACCUUUAUGAGCAUCUCUAAUAAAAUCUUUGCUGCAACCUGUUUUGUAUUGUGUAUCUUUCAGUGGGUUGCUGCAUUUACAAUACCUGCAGAAACACAGUAGUGGUACAGUCCAACUUUUAAGGCUGUCACAUUGUGACAUAAAAAUAAGUAAUAGUAAAAUUUUAUAGUACUGCUAACACAAUAUUCUGUUUUGUAUUUAUCUUCUCUGUUCAUAGAGAUCAAACUCAAAACUAUCAUGUUCAAAAUGUGGAUUACAAAUGUUUUGUAGAUCACUGUUUCCAGUAAGCCUUGAUGUCCAGAUAUUUCUUAUGCUUAUUUUAUAUACAGAUACCAAACUGUCACACUAUGGAAAUUCUACUUUCAUAAUGGAAAAAUACCCUACUGGCAUACAGAUCCCUGGACUGGGCCUUAAACAAAUCCCUGCAAAGAGUGCACUCAUUCAUACCCCUGUAUUCUUUGUUUUUGUUUUGUUUUCAGAGCACUAAGGCCCUGUACAGCUUAGUAUAGUUUGUUAGUAUAGUCUGUAUAAUUUAAACCUCCAUUAUUUUUUCUCUAUUUAUUGUGUGUAUUAAGCUGCUGGAUGCCCUAAUUUCAAUAAAGUAUUCAAUUCGAUUUUAUUUAUAUAGCGCCACAUCACAACAGUCGCCUCAACGUGCUUUGUAUUGUAGGUUAAGACCCUACAAUAA